Molecule: messenger RNA, 1340 nt
Organism: Panicum virgatum (switchgrass)
Lineage: Eukaryota; Viridiplantae; Streptophyta; Magnoliopsida; Poales; Poaceae
Exons: 2
Coding region: 214-948 (244 amino acids)
Source: RefSeq, a predicted model, not a curated record
UCCUCUCCUUGCCGUAAGCCGCCGCGCCGCGCCCAACCCACCCAACCCAGAGAUCAUCGUGCUUCGACCCUCGCCUUGCCAUCUCUGCUUCCCUCUCCCGACUCCAAUCUCACAUCGAACUCGGAUCUUUCCCCAGGAGAUCGUCUCUUUCCCUGUUUCCUCCCCCCGCAAAGAUCCGUUCUCGGACCAAGAAGCCAAGAAACCUCUGCUGCCAUGGCGGAGCCGGCCAAGAACGACGCCCACAUCGUGGAGAUCCCGGUCUCCGUCGACGGGGGCGAGGCGGAGGCAGCCGCGUCCCUCGACAAGGUGGCAGUGGCGGAUGCGGAGGCGGGCGGGGCCCACCCGCUCGGGGAAAUCGCGGGGAGCGCGGGCCACCUGCUCCUGCUCAAGCUGUGGCAGCGGGAGGAGGACCGCCUGGGCCGCCGCGCGUGCGCGCUGGAGGCGCGCAUGGACGCGGCGCGCCGGGAUGCCUUCUACCUCUGCGCGGCGUUCCUCGCCUUCCACGGCCUCGCCCUCGCGGUCCUCUUCGCCGCCUCCGUGGCCGGCGCCCCCUCCUCGAUCGACGCCGGCGGCGGCGGAGGCCCGGCGAGCGCCGCGUGCAGGAGGUGGUGGGCGCCGUCGUCCCUGUCCCUGGCGGCCUCCCUCGCGCUCGCCGCGGCCGUGCAGCUGCGGGUCUGCGCCUACUGGCGCGCCGCGGCGCGGCUGCGCCGGGAGCGCGGCGACGCGCGCGCGCUGGCGCGCUCCGUGCAGGAGCUGCGCAUGAAGGGCGCCGCGUUCGACCUGUCCAAGGAGCCGCAGUACGGGGUGACGAGGGCCAAGUGCGCCAGCGUCGAGGGCGCCGGCGCGUGGGCGCCGCUCCGGUGGUGCCAGCAGAACGUCGUCACCGCCUGCCUGCUCGCCGUCGCCGCCGCAGCGUUGCCCUCCGGCAAGUUCAUCCUCUGCGCAUAGGAUGGACGCCAAAGUGCAAGUGCCGAGGUCACCGGCUUUUUCAGCAGAUAUUGGAAAACUCAAGUGGGGAACUGCAGAGUGUUCGUCGCUGCAUCGGGGACAGAUCAUUGCUUGUGCUCCCAUGCAAAAGAAACCGAGUCGAGGGAGAUGAUGCUACUAGUACUAGGAACGACAGGCUUAACAUCGUACUAGAAUUUUUCCCCCUGCCCUGAAAUGAUGAAAGGGCACAUUCUUUGUAGUCAUUUUUACGGUACCUGGAGGCUGGAGCUUCAGUUGAUAUUCUGGCAUGAGAACGCUUAGUGUUCUUGUUUGGGCCUUCUAGCAUGAAAAUUUUAUGCAUUUUCAGCCAAUUCAAAAUUUCAAAUAUAUGCUCCAGUGAUCUUGCUUGCAAA